Messenger RNA from Chelonus insularis, 2132 nucleotides. RefSeq names its product elongation of very long chain fatty acids protein AAEL008004-like. NCBI's taxonomy places the organism in Eukaryota, Metazoa, Arthropoda, Insecta, Hymenoptera, Braconidae. Gene Ontology annotation, cellular component: endoplasmic reticulum membrane. The record is from RefSeq and is a predicted model, not a curated record. Gene Ontology annotation, biological process: fatty acid elongation, polyunsaturated fatty acid; fatty acid elongation, monounsaturated fatty acid; fatty acid elongation, saturated fatty acid. Bases 442 to 1422 code for a protein of 326 amino acids. The transcript has 4 exons. Gene Ontology annotation, molecular function: fatty acid elongase activity.
GAGUCAUCUUUAUGCAAGGUUGAGUUGCAAAAAUUUACUGUCAUGUCCAUGGUUGGAUAAUAGGAUAAUAUAGAAGCAUCAGCGAACUUGUUUUAUGUAAACACAAACGACCUGUGGACUUAGCAGGUGAUAAUAACACAUGGGUGGUCCAUUGUUUCAAAAUUUAUUAACAGUGCUGCUAUUACUAUAAAGUGACAAUUAUAAUUUUAUGUGUCUUAGCUAUUCAAUAUUACGCAAAUGGCGCUAAAGAACAAAUCACUUUCGAUUGUCUAAACUAUGGAGUUGAAUAAUUGACAUUGGACUUCCUGUGCAAUGACCCGAAAUUUCAAAGUUUUCCUUUCUAAUUGAAAAGAAAAAAAAAUAAAACCAAAAACAAAACCACAUUGAAUUGUCUUUUACAUUGAAGAAUAGUCUUUAAAUAUAUUUAAACAUCAAUUCAAGAUGGCUGGGCUAUGGAAAUCAAUUUCAGACAAUUAUCGCUGGCUGAUGGACGAAAAAAGUGACCCAAGAGUCAAUAAUUGGUUUUUGAUGAGCAGUCCAUUUCCUACUCUCUUUAUAUGCCUUUCUUAUGCUUACUUUGUUAAAGUGCUUGGACCAAAGAUUAUGGAAAAUCGAAAACCUUUCACUCUUAGAAAAGUUCUGCUAGUCUAUAAUUUUUUCCAAGUGUUAUUAUCGACUUGGCUAUUUCAUGAGGCCCUGGCAAGUGGUUGGUGGAAUGACUAUUCAUUCAGGUGUCAACCAGUUGAUUACUCUAACAAGCCAAAAGCAUUAAGAAUGGCUGCUGGUUCUUGGUGGUACUUUAUUUCCAAGUUUACGGAAUUUUGGGAUACUUUUUUCUUCGUUUUACGGAAGAAAAAUAAUCAAAUUACGACUCUUCAUGUUAUUCAUCAUGGAAUUAUGCCGAUGUCUACAUGGGUUGGUGUAAAAUUCCUCCCUGGUGGUCAUGCAUCCUUCUUCGGACUCUUGAACACAUUUGUACAUAUCGUAAUGUAUGGAUACUAUUAUCUUGCUGCCCUUGGACCCCAAAUUCAACCAUAUCUCUGGUGGAAGAAAUACCUCACAACUCUUCAAAUGGUCCAAUUCAUUCUUGUCAUGGUUCAUGCCUUUCAACUACUCUUUAUUGAAUGUGAUUUUCCCAAACCCUUCGCCUACUGGAUUGGAUGCCAUGCAAUUCUCUUCUUCUUUCUCUUCAGGGACUUUUAUGUUCAAUCUUACACCAAAAAACGUGCAAGAGACGCAGCAGCACUUAAAAUGAACACCAAAAAGACUGAUAAAACUGAAGAUAAUUAUGCUCAAAACUUGGAUAAAUCUAAGAAAGAAACAGGUGUUCUCUAUCCUAAUCAGUACAAAAUGGCUACCGGUUACAUUUCAGACAAUGGUCUGAGAAACCGUGCUUUUAUUGACAAUCACGUAGGGGAAUAAUUAUGAUGAUACUGAUGUAAUGCUCAUUUUAUGUCCAUUUUUUUCAUUAUUGUUCAUUUAUCUCUCAACUACAUUUAUUUUUAAAUGAUAGACAUCUUCGAUCUUCAUCCUCUCUCAACAUUAGUUAAUAUUUUUUAGCUUCAUUAAAUGCAUGUGUGAUUGUUGAUUAAUGAUAAUAUUAAUAUUAAUUACUUUUACAUUCUGAAGCAAAAUUCCAAAGACGUUAAAUUCUUAUUAGUAUUAGGUUGGCUAAUAAAUUUUAUAUUUUUUAUAAAAGUUCAAUGUUGAACUUUGUUCAAUCAACUAGUCACUUGGAUUUUAUUUGUUCGUUUUUAAAUUUCAGCUAGAAAAACAUCUAAAAAACAAUAAUCUUUAUGACAUUGUAUAGAAAAAUUAGUGAAUUUUUUUACUAAAAUUGUAAAUAGAAUAAAAAAGUUAGAAUUUAGUAGCCAAUUUGAUAAGUCAGUUCUUUCGGUAAUUUUUGUAAGAAUAAACAUAAAAAUAUUUAAAAAUAGAAGUUUAGGUAUAAUCAAUGUCUUCAAUCAGAAAACGUGAUAAUUCAUCAUGAUUGACGACUGAGCCAAAAAUACUGAAAUGCUGUAAUAACUACUAAAAAGUAGUAAUAAUAUUUAAAAAUUAAUAUAAGAGAUCAAUAAUUAAUUAAGAAUAUUUUGUACAAUGUAUUUAUUAAUGAGUGUAAUUAUAUUAUG